This is a messenger RNA of Paramecium sonneborni, 1892 nucleotides long. The record is from the annotation of a GenBank genome assembly. Lineage: Eukaryota; Ciliophora; Oligohymenophorea; Peniculida; Parameciidae.
AUGGAAUAAAUAAUUUAGAAUGACAAUUUUGUUUUACUAUAAUCGAAAUUAGUUAGCUAUCCAAAGACAUAUGAAGAUUUGAAAGUAAAAUUAUGUUGUUAAUUAAAGAUAAUAGCAUCUAUAAUAAGAGGAACUAAAGUUAUUUCUAAAUUGAAUGAGUUAUAUCAUUAACAAUUAUCUAAUGAUGGUUAAAUGAAAGUAUAAAAAAUAUUAAGUAAAAGUUAUGUAACAGUUUUUAAAUAAAGACUUACUCUAAAAAUGAAUAAUUAUAUUCAAAUCCAACAUUAGGAGUAUAACUUUUAUUGAAAGGAUAAGUUGAUAUUUAUUAAGUGGAAGAAGGUUACAUUUAUAAAAAAGAGAAAUUGAUCACAAGUUUACAUCCGCUUUCCUAUAUUGAAGAUGAAUUUCAUUUUGACAAAGAGAUAUAUUGUUCAACUUAAUUAUAAUAUAAUAUUUCAGUAGAUAACACUUUGAUUUUGAGCAUUAAUAAAAAGGAAUGUGAUGAUAUUUAUUAAUUUUAUGGAGAUCUUUUCUUAUUUAAGCAUAAGACUCUAUGCAAAAUAAUACCAGGUUUAGGGGAUUUAAAUUCAAAGAGAAUAUUGACAUCAUUAGCAACACAAUUUGAAAUUUUAACUUUAUCACAUUAAGCAUAAGUAACAGAGUAAUUAUUUAAAUUAAUUUGAAGAGAAAACGUAAUAGGAGAAUAUUUGUACUUUUUAGCUUAAGGUGAUAUUUAAAUGUUAAAAAAUGAAGAACAUAUCUUUACAAUUGAAGAUAGUGGAAUAAUAGGAGAUGAAUUAAUUAUAGAUCCAGAUUAAGAUUAGAAUUUAUAAAUAUGCUAUGAAUUUACUGCGAAAGUAAAAUCUGCUCAAGUUUCACUUUAUAGAAUCAAAGUUAAAAUAUUUGCUCGUCUUUUUCCAAACUCUAUAAUAAGAUAGAUAAUAUAACUUCAUAAGUGUAUUUAUUUAUAAUAUUGAAACAUUAUUAUAGAGAAAUAAUUAAUUCGUUUGUUGAUGGGAAGUAAACCAUUAGAUUAAUAACAAUAAUGUUUUUCACCAAAGGAUAAUAUUAAGAUAUCCAAAUCAAAUUUAGUUCUAACAAAAGAUUCUAUAAAAUCAUAUGAUAAAGUAGAUGUGUAAUUUUAAUAAUAUCAAGUACACUAUUAAUAUAUCCUAAAGGUACCAAAACAUAGCAGAGUUUUGAAAUAUAAUAAAAAUGUAUUAGAUUAAUUUGGUGAAGAGGAAAAGAAAUCUAAAAAGAUUACAAUAAAUGAAUUUGUCUAAUUAACUAAAUAAAAUAGUUAGCCUUAAAUUAAAAUUUUAGAAAAAGUAGAAAAUCCAUAUAGUUUUGCAUCUAAUGUAAAUUCUGAAGGAUUCUUAAAAUAAUAUUAUUCUAAUUUAAUUAGAGUUGGAUUGGUUAAACCUCCUCUUAGAAUAGCUCCUUAAAAUAAUGAAGCUAUUUAAAGAUCUAGAGUUAUUUCAGCUAUUAAAUUAGUAGAGAAAACACAUAAACAAAUUAAAACUCGUAAAUCAACAAGUUUAAUUUUUGAGUAAAAUGAGCCAAUUCUUCAGAUUAAUUCAUUAAAUCCAAAUAAAGAAGAUAAUAAGGAAAAGAGAAAUUCAAAUAAAAAAUUAGAUAAAAAUAAAACUAUGACUUCAUUUUUUGUAACUCCAAGAACUUCCGCUUAAUUACAUCAAUAUCAUAAUUCAACAUCUGGAUACUUUUAAUUUAUUGAGACACCAAAAUGUGAAACUCCAUAAUCAAAAUCUACAAUGGCAAAAUCAUUUUAAGUAUUUAGACCUUUAUCAGGAUUCAUGGAUCAUUCUUCUAGAUUAUCAUAAUAAUCAGAGAUGUAAAAAAGAUUAAGAAAACCAAACUAACACUUUUUUUGA